AUGUCUGCACAAAACACGUCCGAAACUUCCACAAGCAAGCACAACUGGUUUCUGCGCUACACAUUCAAACCAGAUCUCUAUCGCUUCCACGGCCUCACCAUCGACGAUCUGCCCUACGUCUGCAAGCGUUACAUCGAUCAGCAUCCCGCCAUCCUAGCCCAACCCGAGACAUGCACGCGCCAAUGCGCAGAGCUCAUCCUCACCCUCUGGGACGACCUUGAGGACCGUGACACUGCCAUCCUCGCCAUCCGCAGGGAGUUUCGAGCCGUCAUCCUCCAGGUCAGGGAAGUCGACAAGCUGCACGGCAAACACGCACUGCGCUUCUUCAAGGCCCGUCAGCGCGAGAUCGACGACGUUCGGGAUCACGUCAUGCAGCUGCUCAUAUCGAGGCGGAAGAUCUUGAAGCAUUUCGUGCAGCUAUUCGAUGCACUCUUGUGGGCAGAGCUUAGCGACAGAGACAACCUCACGGGAGACGAUUGCCAACGGCUCCGGUGUACGAUGCUGCAGCCCAUAAUCAAGAGAGCUGAUAGCGAGCUGCAGAAUCUGGAAAAUGCAUUCAAUGUCAUCUGGGACGAAGUCGAGCAGCUGGUACCGAGCGUCCAGGAUGCGAUAGACAUUGUAUUGCCUAAUCGCCAUGCACAGACACGGAAGGAUGAGACGCAGCCACACGAGGAGACGACGACAGACACGGAAAGCGGACGAGAGGAUCGCGAGGUGUCGUUGUUGGUGGAUGCGCAUCAUGGCAUGCACGUCCGAUUUGCGUCCCAAAGCGAUGUCAUAACCCACCCGCACUUCGUGGCGGCUGCCAUGGACGCAACACAUGAUGAGUAUAAAACCAGGAUUGACGGCCUGCCUCGGGAAGCAAUCGAUGGCCUCAUCGCCGCCGGGGUGGAGCCAUUCCAGCGAGCAAAAUCACCGCGCUACCCGUACCCUUUCAGCGGAAAGCAGAUCGACGAGCUACCUCAACGAGCCAUCGAUCACCUUGUCCUUGUCGGUAAGUCGUACGGGUUGUUCGUGCCGCCGGCCUCGCACGCCGCCGCCCAGCAGUACAGCCUCAUCACCCGACUCUUCGACACGCUCGCCGUCAUCGACAACAUCAUUGUGGCCAGCAGGCACGACGCCACCAACGUUCCGCCGAAGCGCGGCAGCCAAACGCGCACGCACACCUGGUGGCCGAGGGCGCUCCAGCGCGACGACCCACACAUCCGUCAGAUCGUGGAGCGCCUUCUCCCGGAGCGCAUGAGAGUCGUAAAGGAAUUUGUCGAAUUAUUCGACGCACUCGUGUGGAUUGAGCCGCAAGACGGCACACUCCCCGCGAGCGCUGUAGCCACCUUACGUGAUGUUUUGCUGUACCCGGUCCUCGACCGUGUGGACGGCGCCCUGACUGAUGUGCAAAGGUUUGUCGAGCGCGGGUGGAGGCCACGGCCGAAGAUCUACACUGAUCUUUGGGCCUAUCGCGCCGUCGAGGCAUUUCAGGAGGCGAGAGACAAGUACUUUGCUCCCUUGCACCGGGGCUCAACAUAG
Postia placenta MAD-698-R-SB12 is the source of this 1524-nucleotide messenger RNA. RefSeq lists its product as hypothetical. Lineage: Eukaryota; Fungi; Basidiomycota; Agaricomycetes; Polyporales; Adustoporiaceae. Bases 1 to 1524 code for a protein of 507 amino acids. The record is from RefSeq and is a predicted model, not a curated record. The transcript has 4 exons.